CAUACUGUACAAUCGACAUUGGCCAGUUCGUGUCCUCCACCAUGGCCACAGCAGGAAUUUAAGGAUGCACCUUGACCACUCACAGACCACACCAGAGGGGUUCCAUCCAAAACAAACUGGGGUUGUCAUCGUCAGUUAUUGUGUGAAUCGAAGAGUCACUGUCGUGGUGCAACCAUAACCUGAUGAUUUGAAGGAUUAUAGUUUUGCUGUCAAAAAAGGACGUGGAUUAUCAAAUAUCUAUUAGAUUCAUUAUUUUCUUGGCCUUCAGUUUUUGUCUCACAACUUCAAUUGGAUUACUACGGAGAUUCCUAAUAUUUUCCUUUCUACGUGAAAGUUUUGGAUUAUCGUCCCAACCUGAACCUGUCCUUCAACACCAGACAGGUCUCCCUUCUUAUCUCAGCCCACAGGAACAACUUACAGGAGAUCAACCUGAUAAUAACUCACCAACGCACCCUGGAAAGGCCAAGCCGUACCUGUCUGUCUAAUACAACAACCUUCGCAUAACCUACUCCUAUGAAUUGCAGUAGUCCACCUUGUUUUUUUGCCCAGAACUUUCCUUCUUUGAACCUACCAAUAUUCUUUCCUCAUCCUUCACUGCUAUCUCUCUCUACUUGAUUAUCUCAACAUCUCCUCCUUCUGUCCUUUUCUCUAUCCUCUCGCGCUUUCUCUCUCUGUGUGCUGUGUUGGUUGUUGUGAGCACCAGCCAUGGUGCUGCUGAAGCUGCAGUUCCCCCUGCAGAGGCGUGUGCGUCUGGCCCAGGGUCUGUGGCUGCUGUCCUGGCUGGCCGUGCUGGCUGGGGCCUUCACCUUCUCCCUGGGAGUGUACCUCAAGACCGAGCUGCUCCGCAGGGCAGAGGUGAUGGACAACACAGAGAUCCACGUGGUGCCUAACAUCUUGAUGCUGGUGGGCUUGGUAACCAUGGGGAUCAACCUGUUUGCUGGGCGGGUGUGUCAGGACUCCCUGGACUCUGCCCGAUUCCCUCCCUGGAAGCCCUUCCUGCUGCCCUGGUAUGGCCUGGCCUGGAUGGUGUGUGUCUGGUUGCUGUCUGCUGUGGUGCUCAGCUAUGCCCUGCAGGGACACCUCGAGGAGUCACUCAAGGUGGGCCUGAGGAACGGUAUCCGGUUCUAUCGGGACACGGACGUCCCGGGCCGCUGUUUCCAGAAGGAGACCAUCGACAGGCUGCAAAUGGAACUGCAUUGCUGCGGCAACACCAACUACAGGGACUGGUUCGAGGUGCAGUGGAUCAGCAACAGAUACCUGGACUUCACCUCUAAAGAAGUCAAAGAUCGUGUGCGUAGCAACGUGGACGGUCGUUACCUGAUGGAUGGAGUCCCCUUCAGCUGCUGUAACCCCGGCUCCCCUCGGCCCUGUCUCCAGAACCACCUGACUGACAACACUGCCCACUACAACUAUGAGCACCAGAGUGAGGAGCUGAACCUGUACACCCGCGGCUGCAGACAGGCGCUGGUCGACUACUACAUGGGCCUCAUGAACACCAUCGGCCCCGGGAUUCUGUCGGUCAUCUCCGUGCAGAUAUCAGUGUUGGUGAGCCUGCGGUACCUGCACACGUCUCUGGAGGGCGUGGACCCGGAGAACCCCGAAGCUGACAGCGAGGGCUACAUCCUGGCGAAGGGGGUUAAGGAGACCCUGAUGGAUGUCAAGACCACUGUGUUCAAACUGCUGCAGUUCGGACAGGUGGAGGCAGGUGACGAGGCAGAAGCUGGGGCGGACGGCGAGAAGGCAGCCACGUCCAGCUAGAUGAAAGAUAAUAUGUAACAAUAUAUGGGUUUGAGAAGGGGAGUGAGGCUGUAUUGUCAUGUGACCUCAUGAUGGUCUUGCCUGUGACCAGGCUAAUGUUUGGCUAGCUAUAGCGCUCUGUGUUGGGUUUGACAGGCACUGAUCUUUUUGGCUUGAUUUAUACUGCAACAAUGGAUGAGCACUAAAAUACAUAGGGAAUCUUAUUUUAUCAUUAAUCUUAUUUUAUCAUUAAUCUUAUUUUAUCAUUAAUCUUAUUUUAUCAUGCUCCGCACAGACUAGACAUGACAAGAUCUAACAAUCCAUAGUUUAAAAAAAAAAUGGACAGAAUUUGGAAUGAUAAUCUUUGAGACAAUGUUGUGUCCUGUUGCUCCUGAUGGACAAUACAUCAAGUAUUGCGGGGGAGGGUGAUGGUUCAUGUGGUCAAGAACAAACAAAGUCAAACUACUGAAAAGCACCCAAGAACACACACAUACAUUUUGUAAAUAUUCAAAAACAAUAUUCACAUACUGGUACACGAGUAAAUGAAAAAUCACAUAAACUGAUGUUCUGAUCUUUGAUUUGGAUCAGACAAAAUCUAAAUCACACAGGUAAUAACGUAAUAAUACAAACAUUCACCCAGUGUGAAGAAGGCCUACAGUCAAUUGGAUACUGGCCUGGCUAUAGAGUUUGUUAACGCACUGCUAAGUAACAUGUGAAGUUGGCAUCUGGCAUUGAAUAUAUUAAAGUUAGUUGCUUUUAAUGGA
Molecule: messenger RNA, 2501 nt
Organism: Oncorhynchus nerka (sockeye salmon)
Lineage: Eukaryota; Metazoa; Chordata; Actinopteri; Salmoniformes; Salmonidae
Product: RDS/peripherin-like protein xRDS35
Exons: 6
Coding region: 706-1758 (350 amino acids)
Biological process (GO): visual perception
Cellular component (GO): plasma membrane
Source: RefSeq, a predicted model, not a curated record